AUGAUUCCGAAAGGCGAAGGAUGGAACGACAAAUACUUCGCCAUCACCACAAACCCAUCAUUCGCCAAACUUAGUCCCGAAGAACGUAUCAAUGCGGUUCUGAGCGUUCGAGCUCCGCACGAUGUCAGAUUUCUUAGUCAAUUCUUUGAACAAGACUGUAAACUGCACUCCUUCAAACAGACAUCCCCUACAACAUCCACGGUCACCUUCCGGUUCACUGUGACUCGAUUUUAUUGCAAUGCAGGCGGGGGCUUACACGGCGCCGCGCAGUCUUUAAUCUAUGACCACUUGACGAGUCUUGCGAUUCAGGCCGUGGGGCAGCCUGGAGGAUGGCUCGUGCCAGGAGUCAGCCGGAGUCUGAAUGUUACCUACUUGAGGCCAGCCCCCGAAGGAACGAUUUGUCUCUGCGAGUGUGAGGUUAUGGCUGCGGGAAAGGGGCUGGCCUUGAUGCGAGGUGUGAUCAGACGAGAACUGGAUGGCAAGGUUAUCAGUACUUGCGAGCAUGACAAAGCUUUUGUGGCGACGCAGAAGCUAUAA
Zasmidium cellare ATCC 36951 is the source of this 537-nucleotide messenger RNA. RefSeq lists its product as uncharacterized. The record is from RefSeq and is a predicted model, not a curated record. Lineage: Eukaryota; Fungi; Ascomycota; Dothideomycetes; Mycosphaerellales; Mycosphaerellaceae. Gene Ontology annotation, molecular function: fatty acyl-CoA hydrolase activity. The transcript has a single exon. The coding region runs from base 1 to 537 and encodes 178 amino acids.